AUGUCCGAUCCAGCCGAACUUAAAUUUCCUCCGCCUCAGUGCGAAGUGUUUGUUUUUGGGGAUUGGACCCUGAAGGUGACGAAGAGUCAUAUAAUGGGAUCACAGUGUGAGUUACCGUCACUGUGCACGGAGGACACGGAAGUGGACAAGCUGUGUAAUUUGUGCCGUCGUACCUUGACUUACGAGUGCCCCAACUUACGAGUUUUCGAGUUACGAGCCGUUGCUCGAGCAGAUUGUGAGUUUGCCAAGAAGGUGGUGAAGCCGUACGACUGGACGUACACCACAAACUUCAGAGGGACGCUGUCUGGAAGCCUCAAGGCAGAAGCCUCCACUGAGCGCAUCGAUCUCGACAAAUUACGAGUACAAGAGGAAAUUAAAUUCUAUGAAGAAAUUUUCUUAUAUGAAGACGAGUUAGACGACAACGGAAGUACGAGAUGUGUGGUGAAAGUGCGAGUGAUGCCCAGCGGGUUCUUUGUGGUAUUCCGUCACUACUUGCGGGUGGACCAGGUGAUAGUCAGAGUGAAUGACACCAGACUCUACAGCCCCGUUGGUGCCUCAUAUAUACUCCGGGAAACGUCAACAAGAGAGGCCCCAAUCUCCAAGUUGCGAGUGGAUUCAUCAGUGUACAACACUCCGGACCUAGUGUGGCAACACCUUCCACUGGUGAAGGAGAGCAUUGACAAGUUAGUGGUGGAGUCCUGAGAACUUAGUUUUAAGUCGUCCCUCUUCGUCUGGUGGUUGUUAAAGAAAUCAUGCAGGGCGUAAGUGCAAGUUGAUCAUUUAUUAACAGGCAUGACCAGACAUUUUAAGCCACAUGUCUAAAUAUUGAUUAUCAUUACUUUGGUUACAUUAGCCAUUAAGCAGUCAGCCAGUGUUGGUAUGAAGUGCACUUCAAAAUUAUGUAGAUGGUGAAAUCUAAAUCUAAAAUGUGAUUGUCUCAGGAUACCGAGGGUAUUCAAAAAAGAAAUUAAUAAUUGUUGUGUCAGUAGGGCAGCACAACUUCCACAAAAUCUUAAUGGAUGGACAAUGCCAGCGUUGUAUGACCCUUAUGGGUUUAGUGCCUGGUUUUUAUUGUAAUAAUGGAUGGAUGAUGACAUAUAUUAGCUAAAGCAUGCAACUCAGAAGAGUUUCCUCUGUCAGUGAGGGGCUCUUGAUCCAAGGAACUGUACCUGACCUGUUGAAAAAAUAUAUA
Messenger RNA from Cherax quadricarinatus, 1192 nucleotides. Lineage: Eukaryota; Metazoa; Arthropoda; Malacostraca; Decapoda; Parastacidae. The record is from RefSeq and is a predicted model, not a curated record.